Molecule: messenger RNA, 3231 nt
Organism: Bemisia tabaci
Lineage: Eukaryota; Metazoa; Arthropoda; Insecta; Hemiptera; Aleyrodidae
Gene: Opa1
Product: Opa1 mitochondrial dynamin like GTPase
Biological process (GO): intracellular distribution of mitochondria; mitochondrial fusion; endocytosis
Cellular component (GO): cytoplasm; mitochondrial intermembrane space; mitochondrial membrane
Molecular function (GO): GTP binding; GTPase activity; microtubule binding
Source: RefSeq, a predicted model, not a curated record
UCUACCUCAAAUUUGUGAUAAGAGCCGCUGGUCGGAGCAAAAGUUUCAUGCCUCAUGCGAAUAGUUUCUCAACAAGAAUGUUCUUAAUUUAAUGUCAUUUUUUUUAAGCUGUGCUGCAUGCAGUUCUACAGAAAAUUGUGUAAGAAAUAAUUAUAAGGAAUGGAGGUGCUAGCCCGUGGACACUUUGGGAAAACGCUGUACAAAUUUACUAGUCACACUGCUCGCCGAUCAAAUCGUCUGAAUAAAUGCAAGUUUUUGGCUCUCCUAAAAUGUAGGCAUUCUCAGUCGCACGUGCUGUUAGCCCUACAUGAGCAGAGCUUGACCACAAAGCAGAAGCGAGCUUACCAUCACUUCUCGAGGAAUGCUGCAGGUGUUCUUCCCCAAGGGCAGAUUGUCCCCUUGACUGUAACUUCGUCGCGUGGCAUCUACAUGGCCGUUGCCAGAGUCCUCAAAAAUGUGCUGAAGCUCCGCUAUCUUGUCCUUGGAGGUGCAGUUGGAGGGGGGCUGCAGCUUCAAAAGACCUAUCAAGACUGGAAAAAUUCUCUGUUUGAUGUUGACUGGAUGAAGGAUUUGUUUCCCGAGCCAGACAAAUGGAACUCUGUCCGAGAUUCAAUGAUGACAGCUGCAGGAAAGCUGAAGGAUGUCGAGAUUGAUCCUCGUCUCCGCACGGUCGCAGAGUCCAAGUACCAAAAUAUGAAAUCUUGGCUGGACACCCGAUGGGAAGCGGCGUAUGCUGCGGCCCAGAAACGACAAGCGGAGAGAGCUGAGAAACUCAGUUUGGAGGACGUUACGGAUGUUGUUAAUCAGUUGGCAACAGAACUGAAAGAAGCAGCAACUGUUCAAGCUAUCACUUUUGGGAAAACCGAAAAUACUCAGUCCAACCCCAAAGAUUUCAUGGAAGUGCAACUCAAGUAUCAGAGAGAACUAGAGAAAUUAGAAAAAGAAAAUAAGGAACUAAGGAAGCAACUUCUAUUGAAAAAUAGUUCCAGCGGUCAACUAAAAAAAGUCAAGAAAUCAUUGAUAGACAUGUACUCAGAGGUGCUGGAUGAACUCAGCGAGUUUGAUGCAAGUUACCAGACGCAAGAUCAUCUGCCUAAAGUUGUUGUUGUUGGAGACCAGAGUGCUGGUAAAACCUCCGUCCUAGAAAUGAUAGCUGAAGCAAGGAUCUUCCCAAGGGGUGCUGGAGAAAUGAUGACCCGGUCUCCUGUGAAAGUAACGCUGAGUGAAGGACCGUACCAUAUUGCUCAGUUUAAAGAUAGUAAUAGAGAGUUUGAUUUGACAAAAGAAAGUGAUCUAGCAGAUCUGAGAAAAGAGGUUGAGUUGAGGAUGAUUCAUAGUGUGAAAGGUGGCCGAACGAUCAGCAAAAAUGUAAUCUCAAUGACGGUGAAAGGUCCUGGCUUGUGUAGGAUGGUACUUAUUGAUCUUCCCGGAAUCAUCAGUACAACAACACAGGACAUGGAAAGUGAUACAAAAGAACUAAUUCGGGAGAUGACAACGACAUACAUGAGCAACCCAAACGCAAUCAUUCUGUGCAUCCAGGAUGGAGCCGUAGAUGCUGAACGCAGCAACGUAACAGAUCUCGUGUCCCAGGUGGACCCUCAGGGCAAACGCACCAUUUUUGUCCUUACCAAAGUAGAUUUAGCUGAGCAGAAUCUAGCUAAUCCAGACCGGAUUCAAAAAAUUCUCUCGGGGAAACUUUUCCCAAUGAAAGCCUUAGGAUAUUUUGCCGUUGUAACUGGUAGAGGAAAUAAAGAAGAUUCCAUCCAAGAUAUCAAAAAGUAUGAGGAAAAUUUCUUCAGAAAUUCCAAACUUUUUGGGAGUAAUCCCAGCCUAUCUAGUCAAGUUACCACUCGUAAUUUAAGUUUAGCUGUUUCUGACCGAUUCUGGAAGAUGGUGAGAGAAACGGUGGAGCAGCAAGCCGAUGCUUUAAAAGCUAUUCGGUUGAACCUUAAAACAGAAUGGAAAAAUAAAUUUCCAAACGUCAGAGAGUUGGAUCGAGAUGAGCUCUUUGAGAGAGCACGAGGAGAAAUUUUGGAUGAAAUAGUGAACCUUAGUCAACUAACGCCAAAGGAGUGGGAAGAGCUACUCUACCAUAAAUUGUGGGAUAGAAUCUCACCACAGAUUUUUGAAAAUAUUUUCCUUCCUGCAGCGCAGACGAAUUUAGAUCCAAAAAGCUUCAUUACUCAAGUAGAUAUCAAAUUAAAUCAGUGGGCGGGUAAAGAGAUGCCAACAAAAACGAUCGAAGCCGGUUGGGAAGCACUACGAAUGGAGCUGCUUCAGUUUAUGGACAAAGCAAAACAUCGGAAAGAGCACGAUACGACUUUUGAUGAACUGAAAAAUGCGGUCAUCGAAGAGGCUGUGCGCAGACAUUCCUGGGAAUCCAAGGGUUAUGAAAUGAUCCAGUUACUCCAAAGGAACGCUCUGGAUGAAACGACGGUCCACGACAAGUCCAGUUGGUCAGCAGCUUGUCAGUUCUUAAAAACUAGCGUAGAAAAUAAAUUAAAUUCAAUAGAAAAAACCAUGUCAGAAAUGUUUGGACCCGGGGUUAUGUCACAGUGGAUGACCUGGUCUUAUCGUACUGAUAUCCAGAAAGUUCGAUCUGCUGUGAAGUAUGAAGUAGAGCAGUAUUUAAAAUCAAAUGAAAAUCAUGGAUCAAUAUUAUCCCGAGAUGAAAUGAUAACAAUCAAACAAAAUCUAGGAAAAAACGGAAUGGAGUGUGAAGAUGCACUAAUAAAGGAAGUCUGGGACAUCAUCUUCAAAAAGCAGUUCUUGCAAUCUUGUUUACAGAAAGCAAAAGGCUGUGAAAAAGAAUUCUCCAAAUAUCAGUUUGGCAUUAGUAGCGAGGAUUGCUGUAAUGUUGUCUUCUUCUGGAAACUGCAGAACCUCUUGAAUAUAUCAGCAAACGCCUUAAGGCAGCAGAUUACCAGCAGAGAAGCUCGAAGACUUUUUAAGGAGAUCAAAGAAGUUUUAGAAGAGUACAGUUUAGAUGAACAGAAGAAAACACAGCUCUUGACUGGCCGGAGAGUCACCUUAGCAGAAGAAUUAAAGCGUGUGCGGCAGGUGCAAGAAAAAUUAGAAGAAUUUAUCAAAGCUCUCAACAAUGAGAAAUAAUAUUUAGAAAACAAAUUUAUCUUCCAAUCGUUGCUGUUUUAAACAAUUUAUGUAAUUAUUGUAAAUUAUCUUUGAACUCGAGUUAGUUGUAUAGAAUAUUGAUUUUUAUUAUUACCCGAA